Molecule: messenger RNA, 1323 nt
Organism: Cucumis sativus (cucumber)
Lineage: Eukaryota; Viridiplantae; Streptophyta; Magnoliopsida; Cucurbitales; Cucurbitaceae
Product: GDSL esterase/lipase At1g71691
Exons: 4
Coding region: 67-1206 (379 amino acids)
Molecular function (GO): hydrolase activity, acting on ester bonds
Source: RefSeq, a predicted model, not a curated record
CCAGUUCGACACUAUAUCAACCAAUUCCUUCCUUAUUUUAGCUUUCUCAAACAAAGUAGAAGGGUGAUGGGUAAUGUUAAGGUUAACAGUGUAGCGGUUGUUAUGGGGAUGGUGUUGUUGUUUGGUGUAAGUCUUGGGCAAUUUGAAGGAGGUGGAAACGGUCCGUUCACACGUGGCGAUGGCAGUGGCAGGAGAAGGCCGGAGAAUGAGAUGGUACCCGCCAUGUUCGUAUUUGGAGACUCUCUCAUUGAUAAUGGAAAUAACAACAAUCUUCCUUCCUUCGCCAAGGCCAACUAUUUCCCCUACGGCAUUGAUUUCAAUGGUGGCCCAACUGGCCGCUUCUCCAAUGGCUACACCAUGGUCGAUGAAAUAGCGGAGCUGCUAGGACUCCCUUUAGUCCCAGCCUUCUCUCAAGUUUCUGGACCCCAAUCUCUGCAUGGAGUCAACUACGCAUCCGCUGCUGCAGGCAUUCUUGACGUUACGGGAAGAAACUUUGUGAGUCGCAUACCUUUCAAUCAACAAAUCAGAAACUUUGAGAACACGCUGGAUCAGAUUAGUAACAAUCUAGGUGCAGUUAAUGUGGGACAAUCCAUCGGACGGUGCAUAUUCUUUGUGGGAAUGGGGAGCAACGACUACCUCAACAACUAUCUUAUGCCCAAUUACCCCACUCGAAAUCAAUAUAAUGCUCAGCAGUACGCGGAUCUGUUGGUCAGCCAGUACAUGCAGCAGCUCACUAGACUGUACAAUCUGGGUGGGAGAAGAUUUGUGAUAGCAGGGUUGGGGCUGAUGGGGUGCAUUCCAAGCAUCCUGGCACAGAGCCCAUCAGGAAGCUGCUCAGAAGAAGUGAACCAACUUGUUCGACCUUUCAAUGUGAAUGUGAAGAGUAUGAUAAACCAGCUGAAUAACAACCUUCCAGGAGCAAGAUUUAGUUACAUUGACAUAGAACGCAUGUUCCAGGACUUGCUUGUCAACUCUAGAUUUUAUGGGUUAAGUGUAUUGAACAGAGGAUGCUGUGGAAUUGGGAGGAACAGAGGCCAAAUCACAUGCCUCCCAUUCCAAACGCCCUGUACCAAUCGAGAUCAAUAUAUCUUUUGGGAUGCAUUCCAUCCCACUGAAGCAGUUAACAUCCUCAUGGCUAGGAAGGCUUUUAAUGGCGACCAAUCCGUUAUUUCCCCUUUCAAUAUCCAGCAGCUAGCCACUCUUUGAACCAAUUGCUCUACAAUUUUCGUCUUCAACAAAGAAUUUGCAUCGUUACAAGUUUUGUAAUGUCUUUCCUUCUUAUGUAAUGCAAUGCAAUGCAAGAAUUUACUCAAUACUUUCAUA